Nymphaea colorata (pocket water lily) is the source of this 1248-nucleotide messenger RNA. RefSeq lists its product as uncharacterized. The record is from RefSeq and is a predicted model, not a curated record. Gene Ontology annotation, cellular component: peroxisome. Gene Ontology annotation, molecular function: acetyl-CoA C-acyltransferase activity. NCBI's taxonomy places the organism in Eukaryota, Viridiplantae, Streptophyta, Magnoliopsida, Nymphaeales, Nymphaeaceae. Gene Ontology annotation, biological process: fatty acid beta-oxidation; phenylacetate catabolic process.
AUGCAAAGACUCCAACAGCUCAACACCCACCUCCAGAAGGAAAACAUCUCUGGCUCCGCAGACGACGUCGUCAUCUGCUCAGCUGUCAGAACCCCCAUCACCAAGGGCAAACGCGGAGGCCUCAAGGACACUGCUCCCGAGUAUCUCCUCUCAGUGGUCCUCAGGGAAGCUGCUGCCAGAGCCAAAGUCAACGUCGCUGACAUCCAGGAUAUUGCAGUCGGCAAUAACCUGCAGCCCGGAGCUGGAGAAAUCCCCAACAGAAUGGCUAUGUUCUUGGCUGGAUUCCCCGAUACCACCUCCAUCGUGGCCGUCAACCGUCUUUGCUCCUCAGGUCUCGAGGCUUGCUCGAUCAUCGCAGCCAAGAUCAAGGCUGGAGUUAUCGAUAUCGGUAUUGGAUCUGGAGUGGAGUCCAUGUCCGUCUAUGACAUGAACAGCUCUGUUAAUGUUGAAAAGAUUUCUGAAGCCGUGUUUGAAGACGAGAAGGCUCGUGGCUGCCUCAUGGGAAUGGGAGAAACUUCUGAAAAUGUCGCUGAGAAGUUCGGAGUUAACAGGCAAAAACAAGAUCAAAUGGCUGUUGAUUCUCACCAAAAAGCCUUCAAGGCACAACAAAGCGGCCUUUUCGACAGUAUUUUUUAUUCGAUAUAGGAAAUCGUUGCUGUGAAGACCAAGAUCAAGGAUCAGGACGGCAAGGAAAAGGAAGUCGUUAUCAGCAAGGACGAUGGUAUCCGUAAAGAAACUACUCUGGAAAGCUUGGGCAAGCUGAAACCUGCUUUCCGCAAGACCGGAACCACAACUGCUGGAAACAGCUCUCAAGUUUCCGACGGUGCUGCUGCUGUCGUUCUCGCCAGACGCUCAGUCGCCCAAAAGUUGGGACUCCCCAUCCUCGCCCGCUUCGUCCACUACGCAGUGAAGGGCUGCCCUCCUGAGAUCAUGGGUAUCGGACCCGCUGUUGCUAUCCCUGAGCUUUUGGCUAAGACUGGCAAGAAGGUCAGCGACAUCGACAUCUGGGAAAUCAACGAGGCAUUCGCCAGUCAGGCCACCUACUGUGUGGAGAAGCUGGGCAUUGACUACGCCAAGCUGAACCCUAAGGGAGGAGCUAUUGCCCUCGGCCACCCCUUGGGAUGCACCGGAGCUCGUCAAAUCGCCACCCUGCUCCCUGAGCUUCAAAGGACUAAAGGAAAGUUGGGAGUUGUAUCGAUGUGCAUUGGAACAGGCAUGGGAGCUGCUGCCCUCAUCGAAAGAGAAUGA